Messenger RNA from Postia placenta MAD-698-R-SB12, 678 nucleotides. RefSeq lists its product as hypothetical. Bases 333 to 578 code for a protein of 81 amino acids. Lineage: Eukaryota; Fungi; Basidiomycota; Agaricomycetes; Polyporales; Adustoporiaceae. The transcript has 2 exons. The record is from RefSeq and is a predicted model, not a curated record.
CUGGCAAGCUGAUCAUGGAUUGCCACGAUGAAACGCGAGCUAGGCUGCCCCUAUUUCAUGGGAGGUCAUACAAGCAAGGUAGCAGUCAAAAUAAGUAGUCCAUGUAUGUAGCGCAGAUGGAAAAAUAAUUAGGCUAUAGUCCUGAAUAUGCAGACUAUGCAUCGGCGCCACGCGGUACAGCCUUCCUUCACCAUGCGUCUCCUGGACUAUCGAAGGGAGAAUUCGUGAGAAUAUCAAGGUCCUGGGGCGCCAUAGUUGGCGUCGAUGCCAUCGUCGCAAAUGAACUGGAACUCGACUGUGAUGUUUUGGUACGCAGCGACGGACGACUUGGAAUGGGCGGUGGAGUCGGUGCUGAUCCGCCACUAGUGGUCGCACGCCGAGGAGGGGGCGGUGGUGGUGCGGGCUUCCUAGCAGCCGGUGCACUCAAAGACUGCUCUAUCGGUCGUCUAGGCGGGACAAGGCGCUCCGCUGGUGGUCUGUGCACCCUGUCAUUGUCCGAGUCGGAUGACUUCCGCGCGGGUACGAGUCGUUCCUCGUCAUCCUCUUCACCGCUCAAGCCUCCGCCCGAGUCGAACUGACCGUGCACCGGGCUCAAACUGUCUGCAAAGUGGUGGUCGCCAAAUGGAUGUUCGUCGUCCGAUGAGCUCACAUCGAAAUCACGCUCGUCAGUAGAGCCUU